AGUCCGCGGCGGCGGUACUUGAAAGCCAGCACAGAUCCACCCAAAUGGAGCCCUCGCCGCCCCACGGCUAGCGGGGCGUUCCCGGGGGGUUCCGCGCCUCCCCUCCACCAGGUGGAGCCAGUACUCACAUGGGAGCCUCCGCGGUUCAGAGGUCACAUCCCGCUGAAGUAAACUGCGCUCAAGCGGCCUUCAGGGGCGCGACCCCAGCGUUUUUCCUCGGCCCAAGCCCUGGCGCCGAGCAGAGACGACCUUAGCGGUCCUACACCUAGCGGUCCUGCAGGUCCCUGAAUCCUCUUCGGAUCAGCGCUGAGGAAAGGCGGGAGCUCAGCCGCGCGCCCUGCCUCCGCCGCCAUGGCCCAGCUGCGAGCCUGCGAAGUCCGGCAGCUGCUGCACAACAAGUUCGUGGUGGUCAUGGGGGACUCGGUCCAGCUGGCCGUGUACAAGGACCUGGUGCUCCUGCUUCAGAAGGACUGCCUGCUGUCCUCCAGUCAGCUGAAGGCCAAGGGCGAGCUGAGCUUCGAGCGCGACAUGCUGCUGGUGGGCUGCAGCAGCGGCCGCAUGCACUACGACAGCCACUACCGCGAGGUACGCCAGUUCCGCUCGGGCCACCACCUGGUGCGCUUCUACUUCCUCUCGCGCGUGUACUCGCACUACGCGGAGCGCGUCGUGGAAGAGCUGCGUAGGGCCGAGCCCGCCCCGGACGUGGUGGUCAUGAACUCCUGCCUCUGGGACCUCGCCAGGGAUGGCCGGGGCUUCCCCAGGAGCUACCGGCGUGACGUGGAGAGCCUGUUCGUGCGGCUGGACUGGGCGCUACCCACGUCCUGCCUCCUGUUGUGGAACACUGCCAUGCCCGUGGCCGAGACCAUCUCGGGAAACUGCCUCCCAUGCGCGCGCCAGCUCCGCCGCGCCCGCCUGCGCGAAGACGUGAUGGAGGCCAACUUCUACAGCUCCGCCGAGGCGGCGAGGCGCGGCUUCGACGUGCUGGACCUGCAUUUCCACUUCCGCCACGCGGCGCGGCACCGGCUCCCAGACGGCGUGCACUGGAACGAGCGCGCGCACCGCCACCUUUCCCAGCUGCUGCUGGCCCACCUGGCAGACGCCUGGGGUGUGGACCUGCCCCGCCGCCAAGCCGUGGACGGGUGGGUCAGGCAUGGCCACGCCAACAGACGUGCAGCCCCGGCGGGCAGAAGGCAGCCCCGAGACGACCGAGCGGAGCCACACGGCCGAGGGGACCGAGCGGGCCGAGGAGACCUCCGUGCCCCUCGACCGCUCGCUUCGUUCUUCUGGGCUCGACCGCCUUUCCCUCCCCGCCGUCAGGUCGCCCAUCUGCCCUCUGACCGGCAUUUCUCCAACGACUCGUCCACGCGCCAGAUCCGACACAGCGGCGAAGAAAACGCCAGGGUUGGCCGCGAGUCGCGGCCGGGCCCCAUCCGCACACGCUCUGCUCUGCGCCGAGAGAGGGGGCAUUCCCCUUACCGUCCGUGGCGCCCCAGCGAGCCACACCUAAGCCAGCGAAGCCGCACACGCACACACAGAGGGGAACCGAGAACAUCCAGGCCUCAGUAGCCAGACCUGGGAGAACGUCCUGUCUUCCCCAGCAUGGUCAAUGGGCUGCCUGACCACUAUCACACGGGCCUGGCCUUCAGCAACUCUUCCAAGGUGGGGGUAUUUUUACGCUUCCUACUCCAAUCAGUGAACCGCUUUCCACAUCACUUGUCUUUGCCAGAGCUUGCACGCCACUUUUAGGGAAGGGAGCAGGGACCCAGAUCACCAGGCCGUUCCCCUCUAAGCAUUUAGGGAGAAAUGAAGUCUACAUAAAAGUGCCCCUCGCCUUAAAAAAACAAACAAAAAACAGCCAUACCCGAAUGUAAGUCUUCAGGCAGUAUUUUCCAUUGACAUUCUUCCAAAAAAAGGGUGGCACUAACAAUAUUUCUUAACAUAAAUCUCAGAGGAAAGGGGCUUUCCUCAGAAGUCCUGGGAAGUUAGUUGGUGGCUGCGCCCACCUGCCCACAUACGACUACUCUGCAGUGCUCCAAGUGGGGCUCAUGACUUAUCCGAUGACGACACAACUUCAUGCCACAGAAAGAAGAGGAUGCCCUUUAAAGGUCUUAGAAAAUCUUCUCAGAGCUCACUGCAAGACAAUAAAGAAAAACACUUCUGUAAAUAGUGUUAAAUGACACUUGGGGGCCAGCAAAAUCAGAGAAAA
Messenger RNA from Symphalangus syndactylus (siamang), 2206 nucleotides. RefSeq names its product PC-esterase domain-containing protein 1B-like. NCBI's taxonomy places the organism in Eukaryota, Metazoa, Chordata, Mammalia, Primates, Hylobatidae. The record is from RefSeq and is a predicted model, not a curated record.